CGCAGUCUUCUCCAAUUUGAACGCUUGUACGAGGCAGUCUUAAUACCGAGACUCCUCUUUCUCGUCUAGAGCGCGACCGAACGUCCCUGACCUAUUGAACAGACGUUCGAAGAUUAGAGAGAAAUCCUCCUGAGAGAGCCCUUCGCCGCGAGCCCACUCCGUACUGCCCCCUUCUAGCCGAGACGACGGAAGAUUCUUCAACAACCCCAGAAGGGCAAACCUUGAAUCUGCAAUCAGAAAACGCUGCCGAGCACGUACUCCUCACUAUAUCGACUGCCGAGUCCCUAUCCUGCCCCCGAGCCUUCAUGUGGCUGGGGUGUGAGGACUGAAACCUAAUCCUGACCCAAGCGCCGAAGGUCAAUUGGAUCUUGACGCAAACACCAUGGCCUUCCCCAGCGGAACUACAUACCACGCCGACUCUGAUGCCGACGAUGAAUAUGAGAGAAGCGUCAUGACUUCGCCCACACAGCUACACACCGAUUCAGAGACCUCUUCUGAGCCGCCCUCUAACGAGCACACACCGACGACGUUUGACAACUCGGGGGAAGAUCCAAGUCUACCCAGGACCAUAAUAACAGAAUGGACACCAGAAGAAUGUGCUCAAUUUGUGUCUAGUUUGAACUUGAGACAAUAUUGUCAUGCUUUUGUCGAACAUGGCAUCGAAGGGGAAGCGCUCGUCGCACUUAAACAUGACGAGUUGAAAGAGAUGGGAAUUGCCAGUGUGGGACACAGGUUGACAAUUCUCAAGAAUGUUUAUGAUUUGAAAGUCAACCAGGACAUCCCCGUUGAACCAGAUGAUUAUGUCCCUCCAACGGCCGAGCAGAAUCCUCAGCAUGAAAUGGCCACCAAGGAAGACAUCGAUCGACUCGCGAGAUCAAUCCUCCGGUUACGGGAUGAGCGAAUUGCUCAGGCGGAAGCGCAGUUGACCAGACUGGCAGAUGACUACCGCAAGUUACGCCAGGAGUUACUGCCGGUUUUCAAGAUGGCCAAAGAACGAUCAGAACCUCUCCCUUACGCCCCCUAUCAAGGCGCCACCAUUACUCCAGAGGUGUACCAGCAAGAUGUCGUCUCACCUCCUCCCGCGACCCAGCCGGUGCCCGAAAAGACUAGUCUCACACGCACAUUCUCAAAGAAGCUGGGGCUCAGCUCAACACCCAAGAACAAUUCUCCGACACAUAUACCCAGUACGAUCCAUGAGGGUAGGACUUUCGCCGAAAGCAACUCGCUGGACCCUUCCGCUGCAGCGAGUCUAGCCUCCAACUCGCUAACCGCACAAAUGUCAGGUGGCGCAAUAUCGCAACAUCCCCAUCCUUCUCCAGGUGUCCCCUCUCCGACUUCGCCACUCCCCUACCAACAUCAACCACUCGCUCCGCGCUCCUAUCAACGUGAAGCAGGAACUGUUACCAGUGCUAUCCCUCGCUACGACGGUAGCGACGACCGGCAAGUCACCAUUGAACGUGACCGUGACCCUCCCACUUCCGCAAAAUCGGCCUCCGGCAAACUCAACCCUACGAACAGUACAAUCUCUAACGCCUCCACUCUUAUACCCUCUAGAGAACUAUCCGCUUCGGUGCCGCCCCAGCUCCCCUCGAGCGCCAGCGUGGGCCACACUCCGCAUGGCAACAAAGAUGGUGGUGGCGGAGGCGAUGCCCCCUCGGUGGAGAUCUUCAAAUCGUUCCGCGUCGGGCUAGAAGAUCCAUGCUAUAAAGUUCUCCCAGCCGCCCUCAGAAAAUACAAUAUUCAGGCCGACUGGCGACAGUAUGCUCUGUAUAUUGUGUAUGGCGACCAGGAGAGGUGUGUGGGAUUGGAAGAAAAACCCCUCGCUUUAUUCAAGGAUUUGGAUAGAGAAGGGAAGAAGCCGAUGUUUAUGCUGAGAAAGCUGGGGAACGUAAUGGUUGGUGACAUGCCACCGACCGCAGGGGUUGGGAUGAAACCGCCCCUGGGCGGGCUGGGUGGGAGUGGAGGGACUGCUGGAGCAGGAGUCGCCCCUAGCAGCGCUGCGAGCGUGAGGACAAUACCAACAGCGCAGACGUUGCCCGGCGGUGUUCUAUGAAGUUGCUGCCUGUUUUGUUUAGAUACGUGGGGAUUAGCGAAGGCUUCAAAAGCGAUUUUCAUUCGAGUUCGAAGAGGCAGGUUGUUUCCCUUUAUGCAACGAUCCUUGACGAGCACACAUGCACCAGCCAACAGCUCGAAGUAGAGCGAGGUAUUCCACUAUAGCUGUGGUCCUUCCACCAUCUAAUAUACCGUACCGAGGCCCUUCCACUAUCUCAGCAACACUGAAC
Molecule: messenger RNA, 2282 nt
Organism: Cladophialophora immunda
Lineage: Eukaryota; Fungi; Ascomycota; Eurotiomycetes; Chaetothyriales; Herpotrichiellaceae
Exons: 3
Coding region: 383-2053 (556 amino acids)
Biological process (GO): signal transduction
Molecular function (GO): protein binding
Source: RefSeq, a predicted model, not a curated record